This is a messenger RNA of Somion occarium, 1513 nucleotides long. Lineage: Eukaryota; Fungi; Basidiomycota; Agaricomycetes; Polyporales; Cerrenaceae. The record is from the annotation of a GenBank genome assembly.
AUAUUCUUUGUCACUUGUCGAAUACCCAUAGAUGUCUGCAGAUCCUUCUUCACCCAUUCCCUUCAAAGUGAGCAUUCCAGAUGAAGACGUUGUUCGGAUGAUGCGUCUCAUUAAAGAGACAAAACUGCCCGACCAACCGUUUCUCUCGGAUGCUUCUUGGGAUUACGGGCUGGAUCUGAAGUGGUUGAAGGAGAUGAGAGAUGUUUGGGUGAACGAUUUUGAUUGGAAGGAGGUCGAAAAAGACAUGAAUGCUUUCGAGCAUUUCCAUGUGCCGAUCGAGGGUGUAAACUUGCAUUUCAUAUACCAGAGGUCUCCUCGUGCGGACGCUGUCCCUAUCUUACUUUCGCAUGGCUGGCCUGGCUCGUUCUGGGAGUUCCAUCGCAUUAUCGAACUCUUGACCAACCCUCCUGCCGAUGAGCCCGCGUUUCACGUGGUAAUUCCCUCCCUUCCUGGUUUUGGGUUUUCAUCCCCACCAAUCAAGCAAGGAUGGACUAUGGGAGAUAAUGCCCGAAUCUUUGACCACCUCAUGACUGGGGUCCUAGGCCAUUCAUCCUACAUGGCUCAAGGCGGAGAUUGGGGUUCGUUCGUCACGCGUAUCUUGGGCUCGGACGCGUUUCCCGCUUGCAAACUCAUUAAUUUGAACAUGCUCAAUGGACCGCCCACGAUCGGAGCCCUGCUCACGUUGCCAUUCUUCCUCUUACCUACUUCGUGGCGUCAAUGGCUGUACCGUCACAUUUACAGUGAGGAGGAGUUGCGAGACCUCUCCCGCAGUGUACAUUUCGUCAAAACCGGCCUGGGGUAUCUGUUAGAGAACCAGACGCGACCUCUCACGAUUGGCUAUGCACUGUAUGAUUCCCCAGUUGGAUUAUUAGCUUGGAUAGGGGAAAAGUACAAAGAACAUGUCGACCCCGAGAUUUUCCCAGAUCGGAUUCACGACAUGCUUGCCAUCAUUUCGCUCUACUACCUAUCGGGUUCAUUUCCCACUUCGAAUCUACCCUACAAGGAGAACGCAAUCUUCGGCCAAAAGCAUGUUAUUACGAAGCCUUAUGGACUAUCUCAAUUUCCCUACGAUAUAUUCAUCAACCCUCUCCCUUGGUUAAAGGCGACGAGCCCGAACCUCGUGUUUGUGAGGAGACAUGUGUGGACAUUUCGCUGCCCUCGAAGUUCCGGAGUUGCUAGCUGGGGACUUGCGAGAAAUGGUUGCACAAAACCCGUACCUCAUUUUGUGUUUCUUAUCUACUCUGCUUCUCGCUAGUCGUACACGAUACACGGACUCAUCGGAAGAUAUCCAGAAUGCUUGCUAUAUCACUUCAUCAUCCAACAUCCUUCAUUCAGUCUUACUGAAACUUUUGUCUCCACACGAAUCGUCCUCAUUGUUGGAUUGAUUUUGUAUUCGAUAUGUGAGGGCAAAGAAAUCUCCCUGAGGGGCGCGGGCUUGCGGAGGAAACCAAUGAUAUGGGCGGUAGUAACAAUGUAGUGUGUGCUUAUUUAUCUAUUCCUCUUUGUUUCUGUU